UCUAGCACGCACCCAUCUUACUAGCCCUAAGCAAGCUAAGCUAGCUAGAGCGCCAGGAGGCAGCUAGCGAGCUAGCAGGUUAACUGCUCGAUCGGUGUCGUCGACGACCAUGGGCAGCGCUCCGGCCACCAUCGGCGAGAUCAGGCGUGCGCAGCGCGCGGACGGACCGGCUGCCGUGCUCGGCAUCGGCACGGCGAACCCGUCGACGUGCGUGGCCCAGGACGACUACCCCGACUACUACUUCCGCGUCACCAACAGCGAGCACCUCACCGACCUCAAGGCCAAGCUCACCAGGAUCUGCAAGAAGUCGGGCAUCAAGCAGCGCUUCAUGCACCUCGACGAGCAGCUGCUCGCCGCCAACCCGGACUUCACCGACCGCGCGUUGCCGUCCCUCGACGCCCGCGUGGACAUCGCCUCCGCCGCCGUCCCGGAGCUCGCCGCAUCCGCGGCGGCCAAGGCCAUCGCCGACUGGGGCCGCCCGGCCACCGACAUCACCCACCUCAUCUUCAGCACCUACUCCGGCGCUCGCGCCCCGAGCGCCGACCGCCGCCUCGCGUCGCUCCUGGGCCUCAGCCCCACGGUCUCCCGCACCAUGCUCAACCUCCACGGCUGCUACGGCGGCGGCAGGUCGCUCCAGCUCGCCAAGGAGCUCGCCGAGAACAACCGCGGCGCGCGCGUCCUCGUGGCCUGCUCCGAGAUCACGCUCAUCGCCUUCUACGGGCCGGAAAGUGGCUGCCCGGACACCAUCCUCGGUCAGGCUCUGUUCGGCGAUGGCGCCGGCGCCGUCAUCGUCGGCGCCGACCCCGUCAGCCCCGUGGAGCGCCCCCUGUUCGAGAUGGCCUUCGCCUCGCAGACCACCAUACCGGAAACCGAGGACGACAUCUCCAUGGAGAUCACCAAAGGCGGCAUGGCAUACCACAUCUCCAACCAGGUGACACGGUUGCUGGGGAGCAACGUUGAACGCUGCCUGAUCGACGCGUUCGACGCAAUUGGCGUCAGUGCCAAAUGGAACGACCUCUUCUGGGCGAUCCACCCCGGCGGCCGUGCCAUCCUGGACCGCAUCGAAGGAGUGCUCGGCCUCGACGACGGCAAGCUGGCGGCGAGCCGGCACGUGCUCAGCCAGUUCGGCAACAUGAGCGGCACCACGGUGAUCUUCGUGCUCGAUGAGCUCCGGCGCCGUCGGGCGGCCAAGCACGAGCAGGAAGGGGGAGCACCCGACGAGUGGGGAGUGGUGAUGGCGUUCGGGCCAGGAAUAACAAUCGAGACCAUGGUGCUGCACGCCCCUAGCAGCCUCGAGGGAAAUUAGCAAUUCAAACAUCAAGAGAAGUACGACUUCUAUGGAGUAAACAACACAAUAAAAACAUUUGCUAAAUAAAAUCUUAA
Messenger RNA from Panicum virgatum (switchgrass), 1383 nucleotides. RefSeq names its product bisdemethoxycurcumin synthase-like. Lineage: Eukaryota; Viridiplantae; Streptophyta; Magnoliopsida; Poales; Poaceae. Bases 110 to 1306 code for a protein of 398 amino acids. Gene Ontology annotation, biological process: polyketide biosynthetic process. The record is from RefSeq and is a predicted model, not a curated record. The transcript is spliced from 2 exons. Gene Ontology annotation, molecular function: acyltransferase activity, transferring groups other than amino-acyl groups.